Scomber scombrus (Atlantic mackerel) is the source of this 4856-nucleotide messenger RNA. Its product is annotated as NACHT, LRR and PYD domains-containing protein 5-like. Lineage: Eukaryota; Metazoa; Chordata; Actinopteri; Scombriformes; Scombridae. The transcript is spliced from 17 exons. Bases 83 to 4246 code for a protein of 1387 amino acids. Gene Ontology annotation, molecular function: protein binding. Gene Ontology annotation, biological process: regulation of apoptotic process. The record is from RefSeq and is a predicted model, not a curated record.
CGCCAUUUGAAGUCAACGGAGCAGAAGAAGGACAAAGCAGCUUUAAAGCAGUGUUACUGGUUUACCUCUCAGACUCCAGAAGAUGAAGAAAGAGGAGGAAGAGGAGGACGGAGCAGAGUCUGUAACAUCCAGCGGUCUGUCUAUGAAGAGUGACCAGUCUAAAGAUGAUCCUCCAGACUUCAGUAAUGAACCUGGACCCUCAGACACAAAAGAGAGGAAGAGGAGUGCUGUUUCUGUGGAGGAGCAGUCUGCUUCAUCAGGAGACUCCUCCUGUCCCCAGUGUGCAGAAGGAUCCAGAACCAGACCUGGACUGCAGACAGACAGUCAGACCAGCACUGUACAAACAGAAAGUGGUCUGCAGGAGGUUUUAGAUGAACAUCACAUCAGUCUGAGCAGCACAUGUGAAUGUGUGACUCAAGGAACUGAUGAAGCAGGAACUAAAACCUUCCUCAUCAGCAUCUUCACUGAGGUCCACAUCACAGAGGGACAGAGUGAAGAGGUUAAUACCCAACAUGAGGUGAGGCAGCUUGAAACAGCUUCCAAGAUGAAGACCCUCCAUGAUGCUCCAAUCAAGUGUCAGGACAUCUUUAAAGUCUUACCUGACCAACAGAAACACAUCAGAGUGGUUCUGAUGAACGGCGUCGCUGGCGUUGGAAAAACCUUCUCAGUGCUGAAGUUCACUCUGGACUGGGCACAGCGCUCCAACAACCAAGAUAUCAGUCUGCUGAUUCUGUUCUCGUUCAGGUCGCUGAACUUGAUCAAAGAUGAGCAGUACAGUCUGCUCAUGCUGAUCCAUGUUUUCUAUCCAACAUUACAGAAGCUCACAGCAGAGAAGCUCGCUGUCUGUAAAGUUCUGUUCAUCUUUGACGGCCUGGAUGAAAGCAGACUUUCACUGGAUUUCAACAACAGUGAGGUCGUGUCUGAUGUCACACAGAAGUCAUCAGUCAGCGUGCUGUUGACUAACCUCAUCAAGGGGAAGCUGCUUCCCUCGGCUCUCAUCUGGAUAACUUCCCGACCUGCAGCAGCCAAUCAGAUCCCUCCUUCAUGUGUUAGCAGGGUAACAGAAGUACGAGGCUUCACUGACGCCCAGAAGGAGGAGUACUUCAGGAGGAGAUUCAGUGAUGAAGAGCAGUCCAGCACAAUCAUCUCACACAUCAAGACAUCCAGGAGCCUCCACAUCAUGUGUCACAUCCCAGUCUUCUGCUGGAUCACUGCUACAGUUCUGGACCACAUGUUGACUACAGACCAGAGAGGAGAGCUGCCCAAGACCCUGACUGACAUGUACUCACACUUCCUGCUGGUUCAGACAAAGAGGAAGAAGAACAAGUAUGAUGAAGGACAUGAGACGAGUCCACAGGAGCUGACGGAGGCUGACAGGAACCUUCUUCUGAAGCUGGGGAGGCUGGCGUUUGAACAACUGGAGAAAGGAAACAUCCUGUUCUACCAUGAAGACCUGGAGCAGUGUGGUCUUGAUGUCACAGAGGCCUCGGUGUUAUCAGGAGUUUGUACAGAGAUCUUCAAAACAGAGAGUGUGAUCUUCCAGAAAACAGUCUACAGCUUUGUUCAUCUGAGCGUUCAGGAGUUUCUGGCUGCAGUCUACAUGUACCACUGUUACACCAGCAGGAAGACAAAGGUACUGGAGGACUUCCUGGGAGAAGACUACAGUUACUUCCUGGGAGAAGACAACAGUUACUCAUCUCUGGAUGACUUCCUGAAGAGAGCCAUGCAGAAAUCCCUCAGGAGUAAAAAUGGCCACCUGGACCUGUUUGUCCGCUUCCUUCAUGGCCUCUCUCUGGAGUCCAACCAGAGUCUCUUAGGAGGCCUGCUGGGUCAGACAGACAACAGUCCAGAAACCAUCCAGAGAGUCAUCAACAACCUGAAGGAGAUGAACAGUGGUUAUAUCUCUCCUGACAGAAGCAUCAACAUCUUCCACUGUCUGAUGGAGAUGAACGACCGCUCAGUACAUCAGGAGAUCCAAGAGUUUCUGAAGUCAGAGAACAGAUCAAAGAAGGAACUCUCUGUGAUCCACUGCUCAGGUCUGGCCUACAUGCUGCAGAUGUCAGAGGAGGUUCUGGAUGAGUUGGACCUGAAGAAGUACAACACAUCAGAUGAGGGACGACGGAGACUGAUCCCAGCUGUGAGGAACUGCAGAAAGGCUGUACUUACUGCCUGUGAACUCUUAGACACUGAAUGUGAACUUGUGACCUCAGCUGUGAAGUUCAACCCUCAUCUGACAGAGCUGCACCUGAAUCUCCUCAAACUGUCUGAUUCAUCAGAGAAGCUUCUGUCUGCUGUACAGGAGAGUCCACACUGUAGACUGAGUCUGAGACUUACUGCCUGUGAACUCUCAGACACUGAAUGUGAAGUUGUGACCUCAGCUGUGAAGUCCAACCCUCAUCUGACAGAGCUGCACCUGAAUCUCAACGAACUGUCUGAUUCAUCAGAGAAGCUUCUGUCUGCUGUACAGGAGAGUCCACACUGUAGACUGAAGACUCUGAUACUUAUUAACUGUGGACUCUCAGAGACUCACUGUGAAGUUUUGGCCUCAGUUCUGAAGUCCAACCCUCAUCUGACACAUCUGGACCUGAGUGGAAACAAACUGUCUGUUUCAUCAGUGAAGCGUCUGUCUGCUGGACUGGAGAGUCCAGACUGUAGACUGAAGACUCUGAUACUUUGGGGCUGUGGACUCUCAGAGACUCACUGUGAAGUUUUGGCCUCAGCUCUGAAGUCCAACUCCUCCCAUCUGACACAUCUGGACCUGAGAGGAAACAAACUGUCUGAUUCAUCAGUGAAGCUUCUGUCUGCUGGACUGGAGAGUCCAGACUGUGGACUGGAGACUCUGAGGUUCACUGAUUCUAAAGGUUCACAUGUCACACUGACUGGAAACCAGAAGAAGAGAUCUUGUGUGGAGGAAGAGCACAAACCAGAGUCUCCAGUAUCCACCUGUGAGUCCAAACAUCAUCCUCCAGACGUCACUCAUGAAGCUGGAUCCUCAGACUUAAAGGUGGAGGACAGACGGGACAGCGCUACACCUGCCACACAUAAAGGACCUGAUCCGUCCACAUCCAGCACAAAGGAUCAGCUGGAUCCUGAUGAUCCAGAGAGGCUGAAACAGCAGCAGCAGCUUGAGUGCAGAGAGAAUGUGACUGGGACCAGUUACUGGCAGGACUUCACACCCAAAGUGCUGACUGAGUCUGCAAACAUUUCAUACAGGUUCAGCUGUCCUGGUCCAGGUGUGUUCAGGUGUACUUUGACCGGACUGGUGUUUGGUACGGUUCAGGAGGCGGAGCUACAGUACAGGACCGUCCAAUGGGACGAAAGCCUUCUACAACCAGCUGGCAAGACGGCUGCAGGGCCGCUGUUCAACAUCCACAGUCCUGACGGUGCUGUCAGUCAGCUCCGCCUGCCACACUGUGAAACCAGGGAUGCUCCGCUCCCUGAGGGUCUGCUGUCUGUCGUCCACAUCACUGAUGAUGGAAUGAGCAUCCUGGAGCCGCUGGAGAUUACAGACACUCAUGUGGUUGUGAACGUCCCUCACUUCUCUCUCCUGGGCCUCGUCUGGGACGUUGUUCAGAGGUUUAUUAACAUCAUACGACCAAUCAGCGGCCAGGUUCUGCUGUUCCUCCGACCUCCGGAUCGUGAUGAUCGAAUACUUGACGUAUUACUGUUGCCGAACAACAUUCCUCUGAGUGAGGUUGCCCCCCAACAAGGAACAGCUGAGAACAUUAAGAUCUCCUCCAAAUGUCCUCUCAGCGUUGAUCAAAGCUACAGUGUUCACUGUGAACCUGAAGCCUCCAUAAUCCAGCCUGAGGAUUCAACAUUUGAACCAAACUACGGACCAAAUUUCUUCCCAACAUUUGAGGUUUUCCUCACUGCAAACCAAGAGAAAGUGACUCUGAUGGUCCAAGACCAAGAGAGGACAGAGGUGUGGAAUCGGGUGGUGAAACUGACAGGUCCAACAAGUGAGAAUGUGUUCGUCCCAGCAGAGAAGAAGCUGCUGUUGGCUCGGGAACAGUUUGUUAGCAGAGUGUCUGAAGCUAAUCUAAACCUGCUUCUGGAUAAACUUCUUGGGAUUGGUGUUAUAAAUGAUGGUGAAAUGGAGUCGGCCAGAACAGAAACGCGAGCCUACAAAGCUCGAGAAGUGAUCGACAUGGUGCGAAGAAAGGGAAGUGAAGCCAGCUCCUGUUUUAUUGUUGCCCUCCGUGUGGUGGAUCCAAACCUUUCCAGACUGCUCAACUUAAGCUGAGUGUGAAGAUGAACCUAUAACAGCUCUGUCUGUCUGUGGUUGUAAACACAGCUUGUCCAGCAUGUUUUUUAUGGUUUGAGGAGCAGUUCAGGUCUUUAAUCUCUAUUAAUCAACACUUGUUUCAUUGAUACUAAAUUGAAUAUGAAAGAUGUCACAUAGAGAGAAAUCUCACCAGCUGUGCUGAGCUUUUUGUCUCAUUAAAUCAAAGAUGUUUCAGGUUUUAACCACAAAUGUGAUUAAAGGUUGUUUCUGUGCUGCCUUAAGUCAGAUGUUUAUACUUUAUGAUGAAAAUAAUAAAAAGCUGACCAUGUGAUGAGAGCUCGCUGAUAUAUUCACCCUGUAAGAAACUUUUUUUGGGGGGGCAAUAAGACAUCACAUCUGUCUCUUUUUUCUUCCUUCUUAUCUGUGAUCUGAAUCUUCUUGAACUCUUCAGCAGUUUAGUUUCAUCCUGUGUUGACAGAGAUGGUGACAACAGAUCAGUCUGCUAAUGUUCUUCAUAAAACCACAACAUACUAUAUUAUAUUUCUCUUAAAGCCAGAAUGGGAGUUUUCCAGAGUCUCCUUCACCACUAAUGUCCACCAGCAGAUUGUUGGGACAGACACAGAUGACU